UAUUUCUCUGCUAGCAGGUAGUGAUGAUUGCGGCGGUCCUGCGGCCCGUGAUUAAUUGUGUAGGGUCAUCUGCCAGCUCUUGUCACGAGAAUAUUAAGGACUGAUGUCAAUCUUCUUUACAGUAGCUAGCCACUAUGUAGGCUCUGGCGUGUGGGUAUGUAUAUAGCUACAGUCGUGCUUUGAGAUCCUUUUCAUUCACGUUGUCUAUCUUUUCUCUAUACUUUCUUGUACAUAUUUUCAAGAUUUUCCUUUCCAUCAUGAAGACCACUUCUGCAUUGUCUGUAUUGUUUGCUGGCACUGUGUCUGCCCAGGGAGCCGCUUAUGCUCAAUGCGGAGGCACUGGAUGGACUGGCUCAACGUCGUGUGUUUCGGGUUACACAUGUACAUUUUCGAACUCUUAUUACUCUCAAUGCCUGCCUGGUACGGGAUCAGGUGGCUCAUCAGCCACUACACUUGCUACCUCCACAAUUAAGGUCGUCUCUUCCACGAGUUCAGGAGUGGCAUCGCCAACUAGCUCUUCCUCGGGCAAGGUCCAAUUUGCUGGUGUGAACAUCGCUGGGUUCGAUUUCGGCUGUGGCACCGAUGGAACUUGUGUAAUUACAGGAACCAAUGGCCCAUAUCCUGCCAUCGGUGGCAGCUAUCCUGACGGUCCUGGCCAGAUGAGCCAUUUUGUCAAAGACGAUAAUUUGAACCUUUUCCGCUUACCUGUUGGUUGGCAAUUUCUGGUCAACGGCGUGCUUGGUGGAACUUUGAAUCCUGCGAACUUGGCACAAUACAACACUUUGGUUCAAGCUUGCUUGAGUACUGGUGCUUAUUGUAUUAUUGAUAUCCACAACUAUGCACGAUGGGAUGGAGGUAUCAUCGGUCAAGGUGGACCAACAAACGACCAGUUUGCCAACUUAUGGAGCCAACUCGCCACCUACUACGCUAGCGAAUCCAAGAUCCUCUUCGGCGUCAUGAAUGAACCUCACGACUUAACCAUCACAACCUGGGCCACCUCCGUCCAAGCAGCCGUAACAGCCAUCCGGCAAGCCGGCGCAACAUCGCAAAUGAUCCUCCUCCCCGGUACCCAAUACACCUCCGCAGGAGCAUUCAUCAACGACGGUUCCGCCGCCGCUCUGGUCGGCGUCACGAACCCGGACGGCUCAACCACCAACCUGAUCUUCGACGUGCAUAAGUAUCUCGACUCGGACAACAGCGGCAGCGGCGCCGACUGCGUAACAAACAACAUCGCCGACGCGUUCCAGCCGUUGGCCGAUUGGCUGAAUAGCGUGGGGAGACAGGCGUUGUUGUCUGAGACCGGGGGCCCGAAUACGAGUAAUUGUGCUACUUAUUUGUGUCAGGAGAUUGCGUUUUUGAAUGCGAAUUCGAAUGUGUAUCUGGGCUAUGUUGGGUGGGCGGCGGGGAGCUUCUCGGCCACGACGUAUGCGUUGACGGAAACGCCCACGGAGAGUAAUGGGGUUUGGACGGAUCAGUCUUUGGUUAAGGCUUGUAUUGCUAGGUGAUGGGAGCUAGCUGGAGAUAUUGUCAGCUUAUACGUAAAAUGAUUGU
Messenger RNA from Mollisia scopiformis, 1551 nucleotides. Its product is annotated as endo-1,4-beta-glucanase. The record is from RefSeq and is a predicted model, not a curated record. NCBI's taxonomy places the organism in Eukaryota, Fungi, Ascomycota, Leotiomycetes, Helotiales, Mollisiaceae. The coding region runs from base 258 to 1505 and encodes 415 amino acids. Gene Ontology annotation, biological process: glucan catabolic process. Gene Ontology annotation, cellular component: extracellular region. Gene Ontology annotation, molecular function: cellulose binding; hydrolase activity, hydrolyzing O-glycosyl compounds. The transcript has 7 exons.